GUUAAAAACAUCUGCGUUCUGUCAAAACGUCAAAUAUUUUUGUUUUCGUAGAGGCUGUGUGUUUAUUACUAAAAAAGUUAAAGAUUUUGCGAUAUUUGUGAUCUGUUUUAACUGAAAAUGAUUAUAAGUGUGUAAGGAAUUAAAUAACUUACUUCUUUCCCAACUAUGGCCGCACAUACUGCCAUUUUUACAUAAAAAUUAUAUUCAUAAAACUACACAAAACACAGUGGGCUUCGUGUCGAAAAAUUUAAUUAAAGAAACCUGUAUUACCAUUGGCUGCACGGCCAUCUAUGAUCGAUAAUUCCUAAAUCGAUUUUUGAAUUAGAAUUUUUUGAAAAUGAAUAAUAUCCAGGAAAAUAACGAUGAAAAUCCACGUUCGGUUCAUAGUACACAAAAAUGUUACGUGCGUUUCGUCAAUAUGACCGAAAGAACCGUAGAAAUCAUGUGGAUCAACUUCAUAGGCCAAUACGUACGAUACAGGAUUUUAGAAAAAGGCAAUUUUAUUGAUGUGAAUACUUACAAAACUCAUCCGUGGACUGCCAAAGAUUUCUUGACCAAAGACGAACUGCACAUAGAUAAAAGGUUCUUUUAUCAUCCCAAAACCACAAGGGAAUUUAUUCAGUUAAGAUAUCCUGAUCGCAACAAUUACCCCGAAAACCACGAAGCCAGAGUUAGAGCGUAUAUUACCCUUCCAAUGUACAGUUUGAGGUUUUUAAGUUUACUCACUGUGAGGAAUCACAUACUGAAGGAAGAUGAUGUUGAACAGUUGAGCCUGCCGAAAAAUAUCAGUGAUGACUUGAAGCGAGCUGUGACCAAGCGAAACAGGGAAUGCUCUCUGCAAGCAUUGAGCAGGCAGUUAUGACCUUUCGUUAGUGUUGUAGAUGAUCCUUACUGAAAUGUAGACUUCGAUACUUUGCUGAUUUGAGCAGAACUGUGAUUUUCUUUUAGAUAGGACAAUAGGUUUUAAGAAAAAUACUCGUCUAAUACUUAUAGUGUGUUUAUUAUAUUUAUGUUUGUGGUGCUUUUUACUAAUUUAAAUAAAAUUUAAGUUUACUAUCAAUAUUAUUUUCAAACUUAAUUUAUGUAUGUACUUCAAGAAUCUAUGUUUUACCUUUAUAUAUGAAAAAUUAUUUAUUUUGUGUUUAUUAUUGUAUUUUUGUAUUAAAUUAGCUUGAUACAA
Sitophilus oryzae (rice weevil) is the source of this 1180-nucleotide messenger RNA. RefSeq names its product protein Vhl. Bases 338 to 862 code for a protein of 174 amino acids. Lineage: Eukaryota; Metazoa; Arthropoda; Insecta; Coleoptera; Curculionidae. The record is from RefSeq and is a predicted model, not a curated record. The transcript has 2 exons.